GUGUAUAUCUUGCGCAAACGUUACCUUCAAGUUUAUCUAUCUAAACUGGUACUACUGGGACAAGAACGAAAGGGAAGGCGCGAUCAUCAUCUUUCGUUUUUCUCUCUCCUAGGGUUUUUUGCUCCGAAUUCCUUCCCUGUCGGUGACCAAAAGGUUUUGGAAGCUGAGAAGAACUCGGAGUUUUGCUCCGAGUGCUCCGAUAUUUAGUGAUGGAAUUCCGUUGGGAUUUUUUAGAUUCCCUGGAUCCUGAUGUUUCGAGUAAGAUUCUUAUGGGUUUGGAUGAUCCUGCUGAUAUUGUUCGUGCUAGUUCCGUGUCGAGGUUAUGGCGUGAUUUUGUGAUAACAAAUGGUAUAUGCAAGCACUUGUGCCUAAGACUGUUUCCUCAGUUAUCUGGCAUUGAUCGUGUGGUUGAUAUAAGCAACAAACAAGAGAAUUCAGAUGUUGGUUCCAGCAGUUUUGUUGAGCUGGAGCAUUUGAAAAAGGAGCACAGAGCGUUUGUCGCUUUAGCUCGAGGUCUUACAUCCUCAGAGGUGGGUGAAUGUCUCUCAGAUGCCAUUAGUGCUACCAGCACAGAUAAUUAUCCGGAAGAAGGUGUUCAUAACACUCUGGUAUCCAGGGACCGAAUUGGACGUAGAGCUUCAUACUGGUCGAGCUCAGGACAAAGUAACCCUGAAGUGCCCGAGAGACUGACUUAUAAGUUAAUUUCUGAUUUGUGUAUAAUUACUGAAAUGAAUGUUCAUCCUUUUCAAGCCUUUUUCCAAUCAAAUUCACCUAUAUAUUCUGCAAAAGCAGUGCGUUUCCGCAUGGGUCACAGAAUAUUGCCCGAGGGUGAUGAGGAAGAUAUUGUUCAUGAAGGUCAAGAAUGUGCUGAGGAGAAGUUUGUUUGGACUUACACAUCUCCAGAAUUUCCAAUGGCGCAGGAGAAUCGAGUACAAAAUUUCAAGCUUCCAGAGCCUAUCCUUUGCUUUGGGGGAUAUCUACAGAUAGAGCUUCUAGGUAGAGUUCAGAGGCAAGAAAUGGAUGGCCUAUUUUACAUAUGUGUGGCACACGUUCAAGUUAUGGGGCGUUCUUUGUUCCCUGUGUUUGGGGUUGAAUCUCUUGACCCAAAUGGAAGAUUUACACUGACGUACAACCCUCAUGCUCAGUUUUCUUCUCCUCAUAACGGCAACGAGGAGUCUGAUGAAAUAAGUGUAACACCAGAGAUGGUGCAAAGACAUGUUAGAGGUUGGGAGCAGAUUCUAAACAUGUUACGGGGAACUCUGGGGGUUGAGGUUUAUGAUUCAGACGAUGAGCAACACGAUUCAGAGGACGAGAUGCCUGAGGAGUUUGCUUUGUAGUUUUUCAAGGGUCCCAAUUCAGCCCGUGCAUCUAGCGACCAUGUAUGUUUUUUAAAGUCGUUGGGUGAAUGAACCUUGUGAAACAAGUAAGACUUUUCGCCAGUAAUUGGUCUUGUUUCAUUAGUUAAUAAGCGUUGUCAAUGUUUCCUCUAGGUGGAGGGCUUGAGACUGGUGUUUUGCUCUGUAAAUAACUCUUAGCAAGUGCGAAAAGUCGGUGGUUUAUUAAUCAAGGAUUGAGAGAUCGACCUUGGUUGAUGUGCUAUGAACUUGUUGUCGUUGAUACUGUCAUGAAACCUGUUAUGUCUUACAAUCGGUGAUGCCGGCAAGAUGCUACUUGCAAAUUUCAAUGCAAUUUUUGGUUCAAACUUAAAA
Spinacia oleracea (spinach) is the source of this 1709-nucleotide messenger RNA. RefSeq names its product F-box protein At4g00755. The transcript has 6 exons. Lineage: Eukaryota; Viridiplantae; Streptophyta; Magnoliopsida; Caryophyllales; Amaranthaceae. Bases 210 to 1337 code for a protein of 375 amino acids. The record is from RefSeq and is a predicted model, not a curated record. Gene Ontology annotation, molecular function: protein binding.